Messenger RNA from Musa acuminata AAA Group (dessert banana), 2829 nucleotides. RefSeq names its product U-box domain-containing protein 52-like. Lineage: Eukaryota; Viridiplantae; Streptophyta; Magnoliopsida; Zingiberales; Musaceae. The transcript has 10 exons. Gene Ontology annotation, biological process: protein phosphorylation. Gene Ontology annotation, molecular function: protein kinase activity; ATP binding. The record is from RefSeq and is a predicted model, not a curated record. Bases 262 to 2475 code for a protein of 737 amino acids.
AGAACCACCGCCCUAAAUCUGCGUUGCACCUCAUAAAGACAAGCCGACAGCACAACAGACAGGAGGCAUCUCGAGAUGGAGAAGACAAACGUCUCCCGCUGCUUCAGAGGAGAGAGAGACGGAGAGAGGCAUUAAGAGGAGGGGAAGAGUCGGUGACCUCCUCUCAAUCUUAUGCUCCUGUAAAACCUGCUCUUCAUCUUCUUUUCCGUAGCAAUCUCUUCGGAGCUGGCUGGUCUGCGAAACGGCAGCAGGAGAGGAGGGAUGGGCCCGGCGACGGAUGGGUCAGCGUUGCCGGUGGUCGCGGUGGCCGUCGACAAGGACAAGAGCAGCCAAGGCGCGCUCAAGUGGGCCCUGGACAACGUCGUCGGCGCGGAUCAGUCCCUUCUCCUCGUCCACGUGAACACCAAGGCUUCAUCCGGGCCACAACAAGACGCGGCGUCCGCAGCCAAGGAAGUACUUCUUCCCUUCCGAUGCUUCUGCAGGAGAAAGGAUGUUAACUGCAAGGAUAUCGUGCUGGAGAACACCGACGUCCCGAAGGCAAUCGUGGACUUCGUCUCGCAUGCCGCGAUCGAGAAGCUGGUGGUGGGAGCAUCAAGAAGCGGAUUCGUGAGAUCAUUCAGAAGCACAGACAUCAGCACCAACAUCUCCAAGAACGUGCCUGAUUUCUGCACCGUUUACAUCAUCACCAAAGGGAAGGUCUCGUCCGUGAGGAACGCCGUCCGUCCAGCACCGGCUAUUUCGCCUUUACUGGUUAAAAUCCAAAGCCAAGCGACUCAUGCAUCCGGUCCCCUGGAUCACCGCAACAGAGGUGAUGCUCCGUCUGAGACUUACAAUCUGUACAAAGAUACCGAAUCGAUGAAGUCACCGUUCAACAGGGGAAUGCAGUUCCUGACCGCAAGGUACAGUUCAGAGACCAUGUCCGGUAGCGACGUAUCGUUCGUGAGCAGUGGCAGGCCAAGUUUCGACCGCGCCUUCCCUACGAGGUCUUCCUACAUGUCGUCAGAUCGCAGCUUUGAGUCGGUGCAAUCACCACGAAGGUCAGUGGGGGCUUACUCAUCUGGGACCGGGUUCUCGUCUCUGUCUCACGACAGCUUCUCGUCCGAGGCAUCGGAAUCUAUCGAGGCGGAGAUGAAUAGGCUGAGAUUAGAACUCAAGCAUACAAUGGACAUGUACAGCACAGCCUGCAAAGAAGCCCUCUCAGCUAAACAGAAGGCAAUGGAGCUCCAUCGUUGGAGGAUGGAGGAGCAGCAAAAACUAGAAGAAGCUCGACUGGCAGGAGAAGCUGCUUUGGCUCUGGCAGCACAGGAGAAGGCGAAGUGCAAGGCCGCCGUGGAGGCAGCUGAGGUUGCCAAACAGAUUGCGGAGUUUGAAGCACAGAAAAGAAUGGAUGCAGAGAUGAGGGUGCUCAAAGACUCCGAGGUGAGGAAGAAGGCCAUGGAGUGUCUCCCACAAGCGGACGUGAAGUACAGGAAAUACACGAUCGACGAGAUAGAGGUGGCCACUGAGUACUUUGCAGAGAGCCGCAAAAUUGGAGAAGGUGGGUAUGGUCCCGUCUAUAAAUGCUAUCUCGAUCACACGCAAGCUGCCGUGAAGGUGCUGCGACCAGAUGCAGCUCAAGGAAAGCUGCAGUUCCAGCAAGAGGUGGAGAUAUUGAGCUUCAUUCGGCAUCCGAACAUGGUUAUCCUCCUCGGCGCUUGCCCGGAGUACGGCUGCCUGGUGUACGAGUACAUGGCGAACGGGAGCUUGGAGGACCGGCUGCUGCGGCGGGGGAACACGCCACCCAUCCCCUGGCAGCACAGGUUCCGCAUCGCGGCUGAGAUCGGCACGGCCCUGCUCUUCCUCCACCAAACGAAGCCGGAGCCGCUGGUUCACAGGGACCUCAAGCCCGCGAACAUCCUGCUCGACCAGAACUACGUGAGCAAGAUCAGCGACGUCGGCCUGGCCCGCCUGGUCCCGGCGUCGGUGGCGGACCACGUGACGCAGUAUCGAAUGACGGCCACCGCCGGCACGUUCUGCUACAUCGAUCCCGAGUACCAGCAGACGGGCAUGCUGGGGACCAAGUCCGACAUCUACUCCUUUGGGAUCCUGCUGCUGCAGCUGAUCACCGGGAGGUCUCCCAUGGGGCUGAGGCAUCAUGUAGACCGGUCGAUCGGGAAGGGAACCUUCGCAGAGAUGUUGGACCCAUCGGUCCAAGAUUGGCCAGUGGAGGAAGCGCUGUGCUUGGCGAAGCUGGCACUGAAGUGCGCCGAGCUAAGGCGGAAGGAUCGCCCGGAUCUUGGAACGACGGUGCUGCCGGAGCUCAAUAGACUGAGAGACGCUGGGGAAGAGAACAUGCAGCAGGUGGUGUUUGGGAACAGCUUCCAGACCGCAUCGGAAGUUUCCCUGCAAGAUAUGGGAAGUGGCACUCUGCAAGUGCCGUCGGGAUAUGAGAACUCAAGAAGCCAAUACAGUGGAUCAAACAUCGUUGGAAGAUGAUGGAUGGAGCACUUGUUUUUGCGAGCGUUGGUUGAAUCAGUGUGGAGCGGUCACUGCACACGACAGGCUGCUUUGUAACACUGCUUCCUUCAUGAUGACAGCAAGAGAUGUCUGUAGCAAGCGUUUGUACCUGUGCUACUACUAGGGUGAAACCCCAAAUGUUCCUCUUAAAGUGCACGAACUACUGUUUCAUUGAUAUUAUUUCCACUGGAGUUUGUGUUGGUUUGAUGAACAGGUGAAAGUACAAUAAGCUCAAUUACAUCAUUCUCAUGACUGUUUAACAUUGUCAUGUGUUAUGUUAUUAUACCAUCACAUGUUUCUAUAUUUGGGGAUGGGGAAAUCUAUCGAUCUCCA